Messenger RNA from Trametes versicolor FP-101664 SS1, 1093 nucleotides. RefSeq lists its product as uncharacterized. The transcript has 8 exons. Lineage: Eukaryota; Fungi; Basidiomycota; Agaricomycetes; Polyporales; Polyporaceae. The record is from RefSeq and is a predicted model, not a curated record. The coding region runs from base 52 to 960 and encodes 302 amino acids. Gene Ontology annotation, molecular function: acetylpyruvate hydrolase activity.
CACACGGCCGCCGACCCAGCACCGUUCCCACCUUCUCGUCUUACCACCACCAUGUCGCCCAUCAGGACACAAUGGACGCGCCUCAUCCGCUUCGUUGCCGCUGAGACGGCUCAAAUUCACAUUGGAGAGCCCGUGGACUCUAAGCUUGAUAUCGGUCUGGCAAUCCACCAGAAGAAGCCUGUCAAGGCCUACGAGAUCGUUGGCUCCGCUUUUGACCCUGCGGCGCAAGUAACGAAGAACGUUCUUACUGUCAAGCAGCUGCUUGCUCCGCUUUCGCGCGAGGAAGUUGGGCUUGUUCGCUGCCUUGGUCUGAACUAUGCUGACCAUGCUGCCGAAGCGAACCUUGCGGCUCCUGCCUAUCCCGUUCUAUUCUACAAGCCCACGACGUCUCUUAUCGGCCCGGAGGUCCCUGUCACCAUCCCUAAACACGUUCAGCCUGUCGAAAAGCACCUGCCUGACUACGAAGUCGAGUUGACUGUUGUCAUCGGCAAGGCCGCGAAGAACGUGUCGGAGGCAGACGCGUUGGACUACGUUCUGGCUUACACAGUUGGCAACGACAUUUCGUUCCGUUACCACCAGAUGGCGGUGUCGCAAUGGAACUUUUCCAAGGGCUAUGACAACACCACCCCGAUCGGCCCUUGCCUCGUCGCCGCACAUGCCAUCGCCGACCCGCAGAAGCUUAGCUUGAAGACUGUUGUCAACGGCAAGACUGUCCAAGACGGCACCACCUCUGACCAAAUCUUCAACGUCCGCCAAACCAUUGCCUUCUUGUCUCAGGGCACGACGCUCCUCCCUGGCUCUAUCAUUAUGACUGGUACGCCGAAGGGUGUCGGCUUCGUGAAGAAGCCUCCAGUCUACCUGAAGGAUGGGGACGACAUGAGUGUCUGGCUCGCAGGCGGUAUCGGUACCCUGUACAACCCCGUGGUCGAGGAGCGUGGGAGCGAGAAAGCCAAGCUUUAAGCUGUAGGUCCAUCAGCGGUCCGCGCAGGAGGCAUUUAUGCGACGCAUUCGAUCUUGGAUGUCCUACAUUCUUAGAUGACCUAUUCUUGACCUCGGGUGUAUCUGGAUUUGCGCUGUAUACUAUCAUGAUCAC